GGGGUGGGAGGGCAGCUUGCCGGGGAGCAUUUCAACCGUGAGUCUUUUGAGUUAGCUAACAACUCAAACUAACUCUUGGGGCUUUUGUGUGUUGUUAUAUGAAGACCGUGGGUAGCUGAGGAUGCUCGGUGUACUGGGCACCUUAUGCUUUGCAGCCCCACUGCCAGCUCAUUUGAACAUUUGAAUUACUUGGUGGGGAAAUUUGCCAUCUCCUGCAUUACACUGGCUGUGUUGGAUUGAAGUUUCCACAAAAAGAUUCUCUCCUUUCCUAGAAGAAUUAGCAGGGAAGAGGGGGUGUUCACCCUUUGUAAACUGUAAUGAUUUUGAAAAGAAACGGUAAUGCCUCUACGUGAAAGCAGGAAGAGCAGUGUGUAAAUUGAAAUUGUCAAUAGUAUCUGUAUGGUCUCAGAUCUGAGUCCAAGAACUAGUUGGGUCAUUGAUUCUUUGAGCUAUUUUAGCAUGAAGAGUCAAAUUGAAUUAAAUUGGACUUACAUACUUAAACUGAGAUGUAUACAAUAGUGCCUCAAGGAGUCAAUGAGAGAUUUUGUUCACCUCCUUAAAAAUGGGCAUUGCAAACCUGUGGUUAAUUACAUUUAAAAACUGCAGAAGAAAGUUAAAGCUAAGAUGAUUUGUACUUGGAAUGAAAGUGCUAUCAUCAUCCAUUGUGGCUUUCCUAGCAGUACAGUAUGUGCUUGGGAAGAUGCUUUGAUGGAGAUGCGUGCCAAUAAAACCUGGCCUUGGAAGCACGUGGUAUGAAUGAAUGAGGGAAGAAGCCGCUAGCGCUAACAGCACAGCAGCGUGGAGCAGCUUCUGGGGGUGUGUGUGAUGCUGGUGGCACUGCAGGUGCUCUGCAGGACUAGAGCGAGCUCUUUGCAUAGCCAUGGAGGAAUGAAACAUGCCACGGGUACCAGCUGAUUUAUUUGAUGUGCACGCAUAUAUGCUUACAAAAAAACCUUGAGUAAUGGUCAAGACAGUUGUCUUAGUCUUUACCGAAGAUAUCCCAAGGAUGUUGCAUGGAGAAGUGAGACAUGCCAAAAUCAGCAAUUAACAGUAAGAGUUGAUGACUCUUAAUUUUAAACUGUUGCAUGUUCAGGCAGCUGUGUGCUAUUUUUACACAAGACUGAGGAUGGCACAGCAGUUGCUUCUUCACUUACUGUAUUUCAGUACCGCUGGUGGAUGCUCUUCCAGUGCCAUGGCAGAGCGAGGCUGCGACCCAUGAGGCAGCAUCCCUUCCCACACACAGGUCUCUUGGGAUGAGGUGCACAGCCAGGUGGGCUCUGUGGUCCUUCAGCUCCCACACUGUAGGCUUUCCUCUGUUGCAGGUUUCAGGAGGCUCUGCUGGAAGGUCCGGUGAUGCUUUAAGUCAUUUGAUAGAGUUUGGAAAGCAGAAGCUGCAGUGGGGCUUGUUACCGUGAUGGAUGGGUGUGCCAGGAUGCUGGUGUAUUGCCUGGCUUUAUGACUCUGGCACCUCAACAAGCUUCAGUUUCAGUGGAGGAAUUCUGUAAACACUUGUCUUUAAUGUCAGGCCUCAGGAGACUGCUGAUCCCCCUGCCUCUGCUGGUGCUGUGAGGUCAGGGCCUGAAAGUCUCCUCGUAUUUUCACUAGGUGGUGGGAUGUGUGUAUGUAACAUGACUUGGAGCUGCAGGGUGAGGGUUGCAUGAGCGGUAUCACAAGACCUGGCUGGGUCUUGCCUCACUUCUGAGACGUAUCUCUGGUUCCAAAAUUCCCCAUCCUUUACUCUCUGCCUCGGCUGCUUUAUAUAGGCUCCUUUUCCUCCUCUCACUGCUUCUUCUCCUCUGCCCCAGUUACUAAAAGCUCCUCUCGCAGAUGCGUCAUCAUCUUCAUCAGCAGAGCUCUUGUCGUCCGUAGGCUGAGAGCAGAGCCUGCUUGAGGACGGAGAAACGACCUGCACACCUCCCUUAAGAUUUCAGGUGACUGGAAGUUGUUCACUGGUCAAACAGGCAUCUUUUUCUGACAGCGUCUUCCCUGCUCAUCUCUGGCAGGGCUUACCCACACUGAGACAAGUGGCUCAUCUGAAUCAGCGGGUGAGAAAUAGGCCUUGCGGUUGCUGUAGCCAUCAUGUCAUGAUUUUCAGAGUACUCAGUGCCUGGAGUAAGGUGAACAUCUCUUCCUCGUCGAAAGUUUACAGAUGGGCUCAACUAACCCCAUCCUUGGGGGAUUUAAGGACACAGCCAGCCCAAGUCCCAGGUGGGCUCCCUGCUCCUGCUGCCCGUAGGGGUCCCUCAGCCAGAGUGAGUCAGGUGGCACUGGUCAGUGCCUGGAGAGAGGGUAGCAAUGAAGAAAAACCCUUCGACCAAUGCCAAGUAGAGGUAUUAUGAGAGACUUGGCAAAUUCAUUUUCAUGUAAGCUGGGCUUAAUCGUUGGUGCUGGCUGUACUGGCUUCCAUGUCUGGCAAGGGGGCUGAUCUAGAUAAAUUCAUUUAUUUUCCUGCUUUUUAUUUCUCGUGUUUGUGCAUAGCAAGGAAGAAACGAAAGAAAGAGGGCAAAUUAAGUGAAUGCUGCCAGAUUAAUUAUUCCAUCUCAUUUCAACUCAUAUUUAUAAACCUAUGACUUUGGAUGGGAACGUUCAAAAUGAUCUUUGCUUGCAGUGACCAUCUUUCCAUCUAAUUUAAAAUCAUUCAGCUUCUCAAGGAGCAAUUAUGCUCCUCACUAACUACUGAAAGGACAUGACAACAUCAGAAAAGCUGAUUACUCCAGCAGUCUUUCUUACAUAAAAUAGCUAACUAAUCUCCCAGCUCCAGUCACUGCGUACUAUUGCAAAUGUCUUCCUGGAAGUGAACUUCAUUCUCAGUCGUGGCAGUCUGCUUCUCAUCCUCGAUUAUUCUCUGUGUUGUCACAGUGAUGGUUUGGGGGCUCAGAGAUUUUCUUUUUUUGUCUCUGUGGUUGUUCUUGCUUCCACUGCUCUUUUCAUCCUUUUUCUCUGCCUGAUGAAAGUGAUGUGCAGAGAAGAGAGUUUGUGUCCUGCUUAGGAAAACAGGGAAAUCUCCAAGCUCUUCUGCUGCCGUGACUGUUGCCCUUGAGGCAGUUCAAGUUUGAGAUUCUGCAGGAGUACGACUACUGAUGGGUGCAGUUGCCAGAGAGAGCCCCAUUUGCAGGUAUCUUAUUUUCCUGGCAGCAUUCAAAUGCUCAGAAAAAGGGGGGGUACAGAAUCUACCAAGAUAGAAGCCCUUUCUGAAAUUAAAGAAAGAAAAACUCUCAGCUGUUAAAUUUUCAUUGUAAGGUUUUAAGUUGCAGUGUGUUUAACUAGUUGCGGUGUUUUUAACUUGUGCGGUGAUGCACUUCAAGUCUUGCUAUGAACAAAAGAAAACACAUCUUAUUUGCAAAGCCAAGAGUUCAUGGUCAACACUGUAACUCUCUAAUGAAAUGGCUGUGACUUGUUCAGAUCAAGUUGCUGCAGAAAAACAAAAGGAAAUAAAAAAUAAAGCUAUGGAAAAAAAGUUGGAAGUUGCAGUACGGUGCUCAGUGAUACCCAUGCCUUUCUCUGCUCACCUUUCCAAUAUCCUCCUUGGAAAAAAGAGACUGGAGUGAGGGUGAGGGCUCUUCUUUCCCUGCCCUUUUGGUUCCCUUUCCCUCCCUUUUUAUACUGGACGUUGCAGCCUGCCCCAAAAUUGGGGUGCAAUGAGCAGAAGCAGGAUUUCCCAGAGGUUAAGUUGAAAUUUAGGCAAAAAGACUGAUUUUGCCUGGUGGAAUUGACUCUCUUCUAGCUCUUGCUAGGGUCUGUGAGCCCACUCAGUCUUACCAACCCUUUUGUAAAUUCCUAAUGCCUCUCCUGCAGUCGGGCACUUCUGCUCUUUGUCCUGACUGCGCUCCAUAUUAAAAAACAAAAAAAGGCAGUGAGUCAUCGGUGUCCAUGCUGCCUCCAGGAGGAACAGACUGCUGACACUGGCAUUUAUUCUUCCUUGCUGGGAGAAGCAGGAGGUUGAGGUUGAUGGUUCCUUCCUCUUGGCUCUGAGGUCUGCUUGGAACCAUAGCUGUUUUCCAGCAUGCUUUUUCACCGUCCUCUUUCCUCAGUCUGUAUGUCUGUUAUGUCUGUGUUUGUUGUCCACAGAGCACCUUGAACACAAUGGCUACUCGUUCCUUAUUCUCUCUACUGAUUGUUAAACUGAUUUUGCUGGGGGCCUGCGUUCCUUUGCUAGUGAGAAGAUGUGUGGGGCUUUUGCUCUGUUGCUUCUCUUGUCAUCUUGUGCCCACUCUUACCUUCCUGUGCCUACACCUCUGCGAGGCAUCCCCUGCCCCAGCUUGGGAGUCCCCAGCAGCAUCAUGCUGCAGUCCUAUUUCUCUACACUGUCUGGUCUCACUGGGAGGAUCAUCAAUAUUUCAUCCCCUGCAGGCUAUCAGCCUGUUACUUCUCUGUGAACAAGCAUUAUGGGUUAUGUACAAAAAUAAGCCUCCUGGUCAAUAGAAAAAGUGCCAGUACUGCUAAGUAAGCUGCAGCAGAGCCCCGGGCACACGCAGCCGGCGCCUGGCCCUCAGCACUGCCUCAACGUGUGCCAUGUCGUCAGUAUAUCUGCUGGUUUUGGUUCCCCUCUCCUUCUCUUAAGAGUUCUUGACUAUUUUCAGCUUAAUUAUUGCUGAACAUUAGGAUGGUGGUUACAGGGAACUGUUCAUAGUGCUUUCAGGAUUUCUUUUCUGAUCAGUGAAGUUAAUGGAGAGAGAGUUGCUGUGUGUAUAACACUGGGAUUGCUGUCUCUGCCCUGUGAGCUGGUUUGUGUUCCUCAGUGUUGAAUUUUGCUGUUUUGAAAAGAUUUCUUUUGACUGAGAAGCAGACACUUGUGAUGUCAGCAAGGUCAGGCUCUGCAGACACAGGCCAUUGAGAUGGUGACCCAGUCAGCAUAAAGUAACAGGGAUUUUGUGUUACAAAGAAGAGUCAGAGGGUGGGAUCUCUAUCUCUGCUCAGGUGGCUGUGCUGCCACAUCUCUGCUGUGGUUUCUGGAAUUGAGCAUGGUGUUGCAAGUUCACUGGGAUUGACAUGUUUACCUGUUGAGCUUUGAGCUUUCUUUGACAUCUGGCACUGUUCCUGCUCUGCCAUUCCUGUAUAAUUUGCAUUGUAUAUUUUUUUUUCCCUCAAAAAGUUGCAUAGUAUCCAUUUACACGUAGCCUGUUGUGGCAACGUGCAUCUUUGUAGUGUCCCUGUUCCUCGUUUGGUUUUUCACCCUGAGAUGUGCUUUCCAGUUCUCUCUUCUUUCUGGUCUUCACAUUUCAGUGUAACGAGCUGAGUUUCCCAAACCAGAACCAUGGCCCUGCUUUGCUUAGGGAACGCUGCCCUUCUUAGGCAAGGCUUGACCUGCUCCUGGCCUCUGCUCGAGUGACGCCAUUCUGGACUUCUUCUGUAGCUGUUCAUUGGUGUUCUGAGCUUCUUAGAUGAUGUUACGCAUCAGCUAUGAAUUUUGCCUGCAGGCUGCUCUCCCUCCAUGUGCUGCUGAUAGCUGGGUGGGUGGCAGGCUACCGAGUCCUCUGCAGCAGUUCCCAAGUACAAUGUACCCUGCAGAAGAUUGUCCCUGAUAAAAGCUGUGGUUCUCUGAGGCUCCUCUGUUCCGGAUAUAUUUAAGCAAAUAGAAUAUUCAUAGUUUUAGAUAAAGUUAAGGGAGGGGAAAGGAGUGGUUUCACAUUUUGAGUGCAAACACUUACAGCCAAUGCAGCCUGCUGGGAAGCAUCACAUUAAAUUGCAUGACUUCAAAAAAAAAAAAAAAGAAAGAAAAAGAAAAGAAUAUCCAUUUUACUUGAGUCUACAGUAUGAAAGAUUAGGAGUUAAGAGACAAUUUUCACCCACUUUGAAAGUAAUGUAUUUCAAAUGUAAUCCUUCAGUGCAGCUGCUGCUUCUGUAUCUCUCUCUAGAAGGUCCUUUCCUGUGCUGAAGAGCGAUGUAAAGAUGUGGGCUGCAUGCUAAUACCGUUUAAAAUGCCAAGCUUCCUUUCCACCCAAGGGAGAUUUCCCCAUUGCCACCUCCUAGACAAGUGUUUGACUGUCUUUUAUUUUAACACUCUGCAGGUUCAGGGAGUGCUGUUGGAUAGUAUAGGACUAAUACUGAAAAUGGAGCCAAAACAAACUGGUACAUGUAAAAGAGAAUGGUGGCACUGAUGCUGCUGCUGAGGCAGCCAGAAGCGGCAGUAGAAUGCUCCUGUUAUCUGCACGUUGCUGAUGGUAGCUACAGUAGUAGCAAUGGGUAUCCACUUCCUUGGGGCUGGAAAAGCAUCUUGCAGAAUGACCUAAUGUGAAGAUGCUGGUAAAUUGGUUAUGCUGAAAUUCUGAGUCCAGUGAUGCCUGAGCUUUGUUACCACUCAUUCACCACCAGGGGGUUUACUGUGAGGGCGUGUUAUAUCAACUGUCAGCGCUUGGAGAAUUUGGCUGGAAUGAACACGAGACUUUGCUGUCUCCUCAGCCCCCCAUCUUGGUCCAUUCUGCUCCAGAGCCUUCUCCCACCCAGUUCUCACUGCCUUCCUUUGAGAAAAGUGCCUCUGUAGGACAGCCGUAGGUUAUAAACCUCUGACUUGGCCUAUUCUUCUCUUUCUUUGUGAGAGCAUAUCUUAUAGUUGGAGCUUCCCAAUUUUGAGCUCGUUAAUGGUAUCCUGUCAUUCAAAACACAUCAGCCAUGCCUACAAUAUGCAAUCUGAAGCCAUUAUUCACUAUUCUCUAGAAUUGAUCUUGCUUUUUUUCCUAUCUUUAUACAGCAUUGCAGUCUGAAUGCACUUCUCACUUGUAUUUAGUGACUUAUUAAAGUUUAUCCAAGCCAUGGAUUCCCAGCGGAUGUUCUGAGCUUGCUUCUUUAUUUAAAAACAUCAUCUAAAUUCAAAUCAGGAAUUAACACAGUUCUGCAAAUGACGUUCACCCCUCUGCAGAAGGACCAGCAUUAAUCCUAUGCUCCACAGCAGUGGCAUUUCAAACCUUGUUCGAGGACUUCUAUAGGGUCUAAAUGAACCUUUCAGAAAGCAGAGGCUUCUGCAGUAGGUAGAACUGACGCUGCCUGCUUUGGGCACUGGGUGUAAAUGUGUCAGAGGGUCUGUGUUGGGACAUGGGCUCCCUGCAUAGGCAGAGAAGACGACGGUACUCCACAAAAGCGUUCUGGGUCACUCUAAUGGAGUGAGUUAGCAGUUGCAGAUAGAAGCUUCGUAUAAUUCUGUUCCUGAACCACUGCUGAAAUCCUGCCUCUGCUGAGACGGGGAUCAGGUCCUUGUUUUGCAGCUCUAAGGGAACUGAUGUGAUGCAGAGAUCUGUAGUGUGGGACCUCAAAUAUGGUUCCAAUUGAUCUGGUUCCCUUAGAAUGUUCUGGAAAUCCUCAUCCUAACUACUGGAGUUGGUUCUUUUUGCCUCCUUACUAGUUGUCAUCAGCAGUGCAUGCUGUUUGUAUUGCAUUGCCUCUGUAUGGCUGAGUGUUCCUUAGACGGAGGAACUCGGAAGUAGGCCUCAGGACAAGAGGAAGCUGAAAUACAUCAUACUGCCCUGAAGAAUAUGGCCCCCAAGUAAAUGUGUUAUAAUCAUUCUGAGUCACUGCAAACAUUGUAGGGCUUUACUAUAAACAUGCAUAGCUUUGAGCCACCUCCAUAAAGUGCUCUGUAUCUUUGUCCCCCUGUAAUUGUCUGAGAAUACUGUGAUAGGGAGGAGCAGCAGACAGGCUUGUUUUUCUUUGUUAGCUAUUUUUAUUUUACCUGGGUCGUUACUUAUCAAAGAACACUGCUAACAUUGGAAAUAAACAUGUUUAAACAUUAAUAAGUAGCAUAAGAGAUGCUCAUUUUGAUGCUGUGUGGACAAACAUCGGAUGAUUUCUGGAGCAGAAAAGAAGGUAGGAGCAAACAUUUUCCUUUGUGUUUAAUAUCCCUCACUAGUUACUUCCCAGGCAGAAAAGCGAAGAAAGGAAAUCACAAAAGUCAAAUGCCCCUAAUGUUGCCUCAACAAAAUCCCAACCAAGCCAAAAAAAAUUGUUGGUUCCCAGCAGCAGUAAAUGGAGUUCCCUACGGACUGCCUGGCUGUGCUGUGUAUGAGAGUGCUGCUGGCUGCCUUGAGCCAAUGAGGAGCAGGUGUGGUGUUGUGUGGCAUCCAGGAAAUGAAGCUUUCACUGCUUUAUUGGAUAGCUUCUUGAGUUUAAUGAUUCAUGGUGUGAAAAGGCUUUCCUCACCGGCUCUUCCUAACCUUCAGCUUUCAGCCAUGAUUCCUUUCAUUCCAUAUUAGAGAUAACAAGGCUCUUUUCUACACUGUAUUUUCCUUUGUGAAGGGGGUUUUACGCUGUAAUCACAUUACUUCCCAAUCUUCCUUUAAACAGGCUGAACAGAUUGAGCUCCAAAUUUCUCAUUCUGAGGCAUUUUUCUCCCAUCCAGUAAUUUUUAAGGCUUUCUCUCAUAUCCUUCCCAUUUUAUCAACAUCCUUUGCAAAGACCGACCGACCCCGAAGGUGUCUGUGAUACACCAACUUCCACCUCAUCAGCUGCAGCAUAAGGGGCUGACACUUGCCCAGCUUGGGAGUUGCAUUUCCAUUUGAUAUGGAUGCACUUAAGGACAAUGUGCCCUGUAACAUGGGAAGGAUGUGCUUCGGGUUCCUCAGUCUUUCUCCAGAGGCAGUUUGUUACUGCAGCAGGUUCUCAGCCUUCGCAGUUUCCUCUUUUUGUUUCUUCUUAAGUGAUUAAAAAGAAGGAAGAAGUCUGACAGCGUGGAGCCGUUCUUGGGGAAAGAUGGGCUGCUGACUUAAUGCAGGUAUUCCCACCACUUCUCCCUCUUUGCAGGCUUUCUGGUUUGGUGGCGGAAGCUGAAGGUCAUUCCCGUGUCUCCAACCUUGCUGCAGGGGAUGCUGCAGGGACCAUUUGUUAUUUUAAAUCUCGCUAUUUUUCAGUUGUCAAAUCCCAUUAAGGGAGGGUUUAUAGUUUCAUUGGAAAAAGGCAGCGGCUGCACAAAACCUAACAAUGUGAGCUGUUCCGGGAUCUGAUGAGUGUUUUCAGGCUUUCAGCACAGUCAUCUUCCGUGGUUUUGGCAGUAAUGGCAAUUGUGGGGUGUUUUAAUCCCUUGGGUCUUGUAAAAGCUCUUCAGGCAGACACUGUCAUGGGCUUAGUCUGUCGUGGGUGAGAAAACAAGUAACAAAUGUCCCAUGAAUUGAUCUGAAGCCACCUCCUAAGCAGGGAAGCAUAUGGGAACUUGGGCAGUGGCGCUGACCUGCUGCUCACUGUGUGCCCGGCUCCUUUGCAGUAAACUUUGCAAUUUACAAACUGUUUGCUCUUCACUUGACGUCUUAUCUCCUUUUCCUGCUCUGGUUAAUGAUAAAAAAGCAACUUCAAGUACCAUUACACAUAAAUCUUUGAGGCUUUGUGUGACUGAGAAGCCAGCUGGGGGGAUGAAUGUGUCAUCACUGGAGUAAACCUUAUAUCUGGGGAGUUUUUGCAUUGGUUGUGGGGUGUUUUGUUUUUUAGUUUGUUUUUUUUUCCCACUGUUGCCAUUUGUGGUGGGCCAACAGAUGGAACUUCCCACAGGACCUUAUUUAUCCCUGCAAAAGCAGCUGCCGCUAGGGUUGGGUUUGCAUGGAUUCCUGUGCUUUGGAGCUUGUAAUUAUAAGAACAGUGCCUUUCUCAUUGGGUUAGCAGCGUUCUCCAAAUUGGUGUUUGCCUUUGAGGCUGCGUGUAAUUCAUACCUGGUUCAUUCAGGCCAAGGUCGUUGCGGAAGGUACAGCUCCAAGAUCAUAUUUUUUCCUCUGGAAAAGGAAAAUGCAGAUAAAAGCAUAAGAAAAAGAUGAUGAUGAAAUUUUUCUUAGGCAAAACAUCAGCAGGUGAAGGCAGCCUGUGUGCUUCCACGUGCUGCCAUAGCAGCUCUAGCAGCACUUACAGCCCUGUAACACGUUGCUGCCCUCCUGCUGCCUGAAAUCCAACAUCAGUAGCAGAUGGCAAGAGGUGAGACUUGUUUUCUGGUUGUAACGGGGCAGCCUUAGAGAUUUCCCAUCAACGUGCUGCCUCCAGCUUCCUCCACUUGUGAGGCUUCAGCCUUCAGUACGGCUUCAGCCACAUGAAGGCUGGAUGAGGCCAAAUGCAUGUUAGUGAGCAGCUGGUUGUGCAGGAAUUGCAGCAGACCUGGUUUCUGCACGGUGCUUCGGGACGUGCUGUGUGUUCUGGGAACCCUUUGGAAAUGAAUAUUUAAUGCAGAAAUCAAACAAUUAUAUGCACGUGUAAAUGCUGCAUUUAUCUCCCUGCUGCCCUAUAAAGGGUGAGUAGCAAUAAGCCCGGGGGGGCUAUCAUAAUUAUCAUUCUACUGACUUGGCUAAUAAAAAAUCAAUUGCAAUGAGAUGGUUUUGAGCUUCCCUUCAUGUGCAGUGUUGCAAGUGUUAUCCCCGUUUCUAGCAUGUGUCUGCAAGGAGGAGGGGUUGGUUUUGAGUCCAGCUUUCCCCAAAAGUGGGAACUGCUGAAAGUGAUGUUUUUGUGAAGCCUUCUGCUCCUUGACAGCCUGCAGAAAUGCUGCACGUGAGGAGCAGCCACUUUCUUGGCAUUUCGUGUAGUGUUUUGCACCAGAGCACGGAUGGGUUGUGAAGUAUAUCUGUGUUCUGAGAGAAGUUUGCCUAUGUGGAAAAAGCCAGCUCUGGACCAAGUGUGGCUCACUUGUACAGGAAAAUUUGCUUACGCUAUGCCUACAGUUGUCACUGUGAGAGUUAAGUAGCUAAUGCCGUGCCAGGGAGUACAGGAGAAGCUAUAACAUGCAUGGGAACAUUCUUCUCCAGUGCAGUAAGUUCUCCAGUUUUAAUACUGCACCGGGCAGUAUUGCAAAUUCUCAUCCCGUUGGUGGAGUGGCAUCUUUGUGCGUGAGUGGUUUCACGUCCCUGGGUCCUACAGCCGUGGGGCUGAGGGAGAUGGGUGGAAGUGAAGCUCUAGGAAUGAACCAGAGUGUGAUGUUACCUGUCUGGGAGCAAAUGGAGACUGAAGCCUUCAUUCCAUAUAUGUGUUUUCACCAGCUUGGUUGUGCAGAGUUGUGUUGGUAUGUUUCCUAGGGGCAAUGUAUAAUUUGUUCAUUGAUAGACUACGCUACUUAGACAAAUUAGACCUUUUUAACACCAGUCCUAUUAAUUGGUUUUGACUGCACUGCAUUAAUUACAGAAGGGUUAGCAGUGUUUUAAUUGUAGAGAAUUGUUCUGUAAUUUGAGGAAAAUGGUCAACGUUCGGCACGUGGCUUCCAGUGAGAGUUUGUUAUCUCCGUCUUCAAACAUGGUUCUUAAGGCAUUACCAUAAUCUUGUGUUGGCUGUAAUUAUGUGUAUUACCGGGUGGGAAGGAGUCAUAAAAGAGAUGGUGCAAAAUUAGCACCAGAGAGCACAAUCUUGGUUUGAUGCAUGGAGAUGAGGUGCCAGUGUGGCUGUGCCCCAGGCUGGCAGGGGUGGUGGGUGCAGACGGGGGCUGGCUGAGCGGAGUGCGGCCGUCCCCUCCUCCUGUUUGUUAGAAGUGUGACACAGCUAAUCGCUUAAUCACUUCAGUAAGAGUUGGGGCUUUAAAUACCUAAAGUCAUUCCGGCUCAGUUCCCGCAGCUUUGCUGCCUGCCCAGACAGUGCUGCUGUGUUCCAGGGUUGUGGGAAGUCUCUGGUUCAGCCCUCGGCAGGAGCUACAAAACCCACACCUGUAUGGUGCUGUAGGGAUGCACAGUGCUAGCAGGGUAAUGUAGCACCUUCAACUUUGCUGGAGAAAGUAGAUGUCUCAAACAUGCUGAGUGGUUUUGAGACUGAGUACAGUUUUGGCUGCAGAGCCGAGCUGCUAUUGCCUUUGGCCGGCUUCAGACCAGUUCUGUUUUGGGCAGCUCGGCUAGGAAGGUCCUGCUGCCCGGACAGACACCUGUUCCCACUGGGCACGCUGCAGAGUGCUUACCUUCCCUGGGAAGCUGUCUGCAGGGCCCGUAACGGUGAGUUCAUUUGUUGCAGCCCAGACAGAGGUGGUGAUCCCUUUACCGCCCUGCACGUGUCCUGAAACUGUCUUAAUGUACCGUAUCAUGGCACUGUAGAAAGUCAAAUCUCGUUUUAGCCUGACUUCCUAAGGAGGCUUAUGUGAUCGUGCUGUUUAUAUCUUCAUCCCUCCCUUGGGGACCUUUUGAACCCAUGGGCCAGGAUCAGACAAAUGCAUCAGCAGAAGGUGUUGAUGAUAGUGCUGGCUGUGCUGCAGGGGCCACGUGAGCACAGCCACAGCGCUGCCUGGCUGCAGCUUGGCCGUGCCAGAGCCUGCUUGGCUGCACACAGAGAGCUGGGGCUAGCAGGCGGGACAUCACAGCAGCAAAUGGAAAGGCUUUCCACAGCACUGUGAAAAUGGGCAACAUUCGGAAGAAGUGGGGAAGAUGCGUUCUAAAUUUUUGCAUGGCGUAAGUCCAGAGAACACAGAAAAAUUACAAGGAUCUCAGUAAGGAGUGUUGUUUUUCAAAGCUCUUCAUCUUGGAAAGAUGUGAUGGAGAAUCUCUAAUUUCUGUUGUUUACAAAAAUUCUCCAGCACAUUUGACAGUAGAGGAAACACUGAACGAAGCUGAACUCGCAGGUUAAGGCACAGGGGAGUUGAUUAAAGCUGUGUGCACAUAUAUCUCCACACACAUUUAUCUGUAUAUGUACCUAUGUGUGUAUGUAUACACAGGCAUGUGCUGUAUUUCAAGCCAUGCUCGUGGCAGAGGGAGAGUCACUGUCUUCAUUAUUGAGCUUGAGAGUACAGUGAGAGGAGAAAUCUCAUGUGGAGCCUCUUCCUGGGGGGCAGACAGGUACAUAUGGGGUAACCUGGCAGCUGAACAAGGCCUGGCUGAGAUUCUAAACCCGAGAGCUUGUUCAGGCCUUGUGCCCUUUUUCUAGGGAUGCAGAAGUGAUCCCCGCAAUCUCGCCUGACCGAGGAAAGCAAAACCACGCCCCCUGGGUUAUAUCUCAUGAGUAAAACACUCGUGUAAACUGAAGUCUCUCAGCAACAACCUCAAUAAACUAAAUCCCUCCCGGGGAGAAAAAGAUAAUCAUAUGAAGAGGCCCGAUAUCCCCCUGCUGUGCAUCUGUCAGUCAGCUGCCCGCAGGGAAAAGCGGCUAUGCCAUGAUAACCCUGCGCAGGGGGAAGGGGAGCAGAUGGGCGGGGGAUUAAAGCUGCAGCAGGAAGAGGGGAAUUGGGACCGGCAGUGCUGGCAGCCCUGGUCGCUGCUGGUUUAUGGGAGGUAUGGGGAACGGAGCACGACUGUAGGCUGCCUAUCCUGCAUGCUUGGUUAUGGUGGGAUGUGCAUUAGGGACUGGAAAGUGGAAAGAGACAUCUGCUGUGCUUCACUUAAGAGCUCCCGCUCCUCCUGCGACCAGGAUGGGCAUCACUCGUGCAUCCGUGCUCCAGGAGCUGGCAUGCACCUCCACCAGUGCUCAGCCCCAACAUCCCAUGCCCCAGCAGCCUUUCCCACCCCUCCAGCUUUUCCUUGCAACCCCAGUCCCGGAUCCACCAAGCCCCUUCCUGCCCAUCCUGGCACCUCAUCUCUUGGAGGGUCAGCAGCUCCUUGAGGAGAUGGGGAGACAGAUCUGUGCCCUCAGAAGCUCUCCCUCUUACUUAGAGGAUAUGGUGCACCUCCUUCAUUGUAGCCACAACAAGAAGCAGCUCUCAUAUUGCUGUUCCACCUGAAUUAGGAAGAAGUAGGAGAAUUUAGGAGUACAGUCUGUGUGUCAUGGCAGGUGUUGUGAGCAGUUGUCCCAGGUGUACACAAAUGGGAAUGAAAAAAGAGUUAAACAGUGGUUGUGUCUGCAUCAGGCACUCAGGCACUCUUCUGGUGACACUGAGAGAUUUUUAGCACAUUAAGGGGGAAGAAAAAAGCAACUCCUGAGUUGAGCCAUCAGACGUCACAGAGCCUUCCUGCGUGCACGGCUGAGUUUUGCAACUUGGAUCUGGGGUGCAGGCAGAUGAUGGCCAGCAGUUACUGCCUGCCUGCCAAACAGAUGCACAGGCUUAGCCAGCAUGGAUGGGAACACAGAUUUCCAAACUUUUUCACUUAGCUGUGAUUAUUCUUUGAGAUGUGUGAAUUACAGUAAGGAGCAUGUCGGACACUUCCGUGCCUGUUUGUCAUGACCAGUGUGCAUGGGUGGGGGAGCUGGCAAGCAGAAGGUACACCUCCUGAUACAGACUUUUUUGGGUGACGUGCAGAGGUGUCAGUAUGUAUGUGGAUGUCUGAUGGCACACCUGCUGUGCUGCAGGGGCACUGCUAGUGAGAUCUGCUCUACAUGAUCUGAUGACGGGGCAACCACAGCAUCACUGGUUUGCCUGAUUCUGGCACAGUUUUCCUGCUCUCAGUCCUGAACGCAAAUAGUUGCAUUUCUGCAUAGCUUAUGCAAACUACUGAAAUACCUUGAUGAACAAAUAGUUCAUCUUGGCCUAAUUGUUACAGCUGCAUGAAGGCAGACGUCUACCGCUGGUAGUUAAACAGAUCUACUCACAGAGAUGUACUAAAUAGAUGUACUAAACCAGCGUGUUUGAACUGCUCUUUGUACAAGGCGUGUAGCUGCUUCUCUGCGUGGGUUUGUAACGAGAAGGGGUCAUCUGUCGGUCAUUAUAAUUUUCAAGAUAGAGCAGAAAAGAAUGCCAAUUAGUGUUUAUAUAGGCAGAGCUGAAAAUUUUUGUUACGAAUUUCUAGGGCACAGCUCUGAGCUCACUGCAAACACCGUAUUUUCUGGUAAUUAAAACCACUGCUUUCUCAGGAAGAACUAAAAUAUCCUAAAAAAAAUAGCAUAUAAUGUCAGCGAAAAGGCAGUGAGCCAAACUCUCAGAUGCCUCAACUCUUCUUAAUAUUUGGUUAGCGUUGGUUUUUGGUUAGGUUUUUUUAAGCCUUGAAUCCUUUGGGAUCUUUGAGGUAAGAGUGGCAGUUGCUUCUGUGUACACCUGCAGUGUACUCUGACCAGCCUGACCACGGUGACCUGCCAUUGCAGCGAUCUGCAGGGCUGGGCGUGUGGCUCAUCCAAAUGUCACUGAGGAUGAAGACUACUGAAAAGAUUACCCUUCCAUUCCUGAAUAUUUUCAUCCUUGCUGCGCCAGUCGUAUUUUCAGCCUUUACUCUGCAGUCUUUAUGAAACUUAAUGGGAAAAAAAAAAAAUCCUAAAGGUAGAUGUUUUUCUGCUUGGAAAAUCUUUGAAGCUGGAAUUUCCCCUGCCUUGAGUUUCCUGCGGUUUGCCUGGUUGACUUUGCUCAUGGGCACGAGUCUUCCAAGAGUCCAGUUUUCUGCUGGCACGUGUGCCAGAUUUUGGUACUCGAAUAGCUGAAUUAUUGACUCUAGGACUUUUUGGACUGGCUUUCUCAUUCUUCUCACGUGGUUUAUUAUUUUUGGCCUACUAACCCUGAUAGGUGUUAAAUUUAAUUAUAAGAAGUUGAAAUUGAUUAUUUCACCUUAAUUAAGGCACUCUGAGUCUUCAUUCCUAAAAUUACUUGAGAAAGUAUUACAGUAUUUCCCUUCCGUAUAACCUACAUGAAGGAGUGUCAGGUUGAAUGCUGAGAAAGAAAGGGAUGGCUCCUUGCUUUCCUGAAGUGCAUGUUACUGCGGCCUGAUGUCGCAGGUGGAUGUGUUGCCCGUGGAAGGAGGAGUGCUGCACCUAUCAUCUGCCCCACACGCCUGCUGUGUGACCCAGCAUUCGGGCUCAUGGGCAGCCCAGUAAACAGGAUUUCUUAUUUGAAGAAUAGCCUUCCCAGUUUGGAUUUUGGGGUCUACUUACUAUCUCAUUCAAAUAAUCCCACGCCAAGUGUGUGGGAGAGACCUUUUGCUUGAGUGUGGCUUAAGUUUCAGAUGAAGUAGUAUGGGCUCUCUAAACCAGUAUUUUAGAGUUAUAGUCCACCUUAUUUUAUCCAAGAGCUUCCAAGCUUACUGUUAAUAAACGUCAACUCAGAUAUAUUUAAAGCAUAAUAUAUAGUGCAGUGAUGGGUUUCUUUUUAAAGGAUUGGGCACUUAGGAUAUGCAGAUUUUCAUCUGUUUUUUAUUUAGUUUAUAUACUUUCAUAUGUGGCACAUCGUAGAUGAGUUCUUAUGAGCUACCACAACUCUUCUUAAUAUAACGUAAUUGCUUGAAGUGAAUGAUCCAUCUUUACAAGGUGUAACAUGUGACAAUUGCUUUGCCUCGAUGAAAGGAAAAAGUUAACAAGUGAAUAAAACUACAGGGCUUAGUGGGGGAUUGGAGUACUCAGCUCAGGUAGUUGGGCAGAAGGGAGAUUUUGGAGGUGGCUGUGGUGGGGGCUCUCAUGCUGACGGCUCUCAGGGAUGGGCCGUCCUGCCGCAGUUCUGUGGCUGGGAAUUUCUAGGAUGCUCUGAAGCAGGUUUAUCCAUGGCUGUGCAUGCCACGAGCUUUCUCAAUUUUAUUUCUUGUACCAAUUCCUGUGGUUAUUGUGCUAGAUGUUUCCCAAGUGCUUUCUCCAAUGCUUCUGUAACAUUCACUGCUUUUCUUAUGCUAAAGCAUCCAAAGGAAACAAACGCGAAAAUUAAGUAGAGCAUUUUAUAGCUAUGAUAGAGAUCCUCCCUUGGUCUGAUUAAGCGUGGUAAUUAAUCUGGUCUAACUCUUGAGUUUGCCUCCCAUGACACCCGGCAAACUGCUGCUUCCCACCCCAUGUGAUCACACUGAACUUAAUUAGCAUGUGGGGAUGUGCUAGAGAGCUUCGCACUGUCCAAGUUAGAAGUGAGGCACAAAUAUGUGGAGUUCCUCCCUGAAGUAGCACAUCGCUUCUAAGGAAAUGAGAAAGUGAUGUAAAAUGCAUGGCUGGUUGAUUCUCCAGUUGAGUAAGAAGUGGUUUCUAAAGGACAUGAAUUAUGCAGAGUGCUUUCCGGCUGGGCUGAGCACUUGCCCUCCCAGGAGACAUUUCUUCAGCCUGCAGUAGCGGUGAGCUCCGACGCACGCUGGUCCUGUGAUUUUCAGUGCCGUGGGAUGAGACCUCCUGGUCAGCUCAGCCCCAAGGGGAGAGCGCAGGAGGAGCUGGACAGAGCGAUGCCACUUGCUGAGAGACUUGGCAUGGUCAGGAAUACAUUGAAGGCUGUCAAGAGGAAUUUAGUUAAGGGUUUUUCCACCAUGUUCGGAAAGAAAAAGAAAAGGCUUGAAAUUUCUGGGCCCUCUAACUUCGAGCAUCGUGUCCAUACUGGCUUUGACCACCGGGAGCAGAAGUUCACAGGACUACCUCAGCAGUGGCACAGCCUGCUGGCGGACACGGCCAACAGGCCAAAGCCUAUGGUGGACCCAUCAUGCAUCACUCCCAUUCAGCUCGCGCCUAUGAAGACUAUUGUCAGAGGAAAUAAGCCUCGGAAGGAUACUUCAAUCAAUGGCCUGCUCGAAGAGUUUGACAAUAUCUCUGUGACUCGAUCCAAUUCCCUGCGGAAGGAAAGUCCUCCUGCACACCACCAAGGCAAUGCAAACCAUGUGCCAAGGCACCAGGAGGAAAAUGGUUACAUCACGUAUUCGCAGUACUCCAGUGAGUCAGACACAACAACAGACUAUGUCAUGGACAAGUAUAGAGACAAGACUCUCUAUGGGGAAGAGCUAGACAGGUACUACAAAGGGGGCUACGCUGCCAAGCAGAACGGGCACAUGAUGAAAGUCACUUCCAGAGACAUCUAUUAUUCAGAAAUGACACCCCUGAAAUCAGACCUCUCCAGGUUUCUCCCAGAUUACCAUGCACAAGUGGAAGCGAAGCCCAAACCGCUCGAAUAUGGAGGUCUAAAGCUGGAGUACCAGAGGAUUCCCAGUGGAUCCUCACUGGACUACAGAGACCCCUUCCCUUACGCCCUGUCCCGAGCGUCAGUGCAGAGCGAGUGCCCCAAGGAGAGGCUGGAGUACAGCGACGGCGACUGGGGGCACAGCCCAGCCAAGGAUGACUAUGACAAGAGGCCCAAGUCAUCCUACGUGGACCCGGCAAGCCCUCAGCCAACCAUGAGGCAGAGAUCCAGGUCGGGCUCUGGUCUGCAGGAGCCAGCCAUGCCCUAUGGAGCAAGUGCAUUUAAAGCACACCAGCAAGGACACUCCUACAGCUCCUACACCUACCCUCGCUUGUCUGAAACUGCAGCAGGCAUCUCCAAGGUGGAUUACGACCGAGCACAGCUGGUAGUUAGCCCACCACUCUCUGGAUCGGACACCUACCCAAGGGGCCCAGUAAAGCUACCUCAAAGUCAAAGCAAAGUCAGCUAUUCCAGCAGCAGCUACCAGUACCCUCUGGUCUACCACAAAGCAUCCCACUACCACCAGCCAUCCCUCCAGCCAAGCUCUCCCUAUAUUUCCACCGCCUCCUACCCCAGCUCCCCAAGUAUCACAUCAAGUGCUUAUCCCCCUCCCAGCUGGGGCUCCUCCUCAGACCAGCAGCCCUCCCGGGUGUCCCACGAACAGUUCAGAGCUGCCCUGCAGCUGGUCGUCAGUCCCGGGGAUCCCCGGGAGUACUUGGACAGCUUCAUCAAGAUCGGGGAGGGCUCCACGGGGGUAGUCUGCAUUGCCACUGAGAAGCACACGGGAAAGCAAGUCGCUGUGAAGAAAAUGGAUCUCAGGAAACAGCAGAGGAGGGAGCUGCUGUUCAAUGAGGUUGUAAUCAUGAGAGAUUACCAUCACGAAAACGUGGUUGACAUGUACAACAGUUACCUUGUCAGCGAUGAGCUGUGGGUGGUGAUGGAGUUCCUGGAGGGCGGUGCUCUGACAGACAUCGUGACUCACACCAGGAUGAACGAGGAGCAGAUAGCGACCGUCUGCCUGUCUGUCCUGAGAGCUCUGUCCUACCUGCACAACCAGGGUGUCAUCCACCGCGACAUCAAAAGUGACUCCAUCCUCCUCACAAGCGAUGGGCGGAUCAAAUUGUCCGACUUCGGGUUCUGUGCCCAGGUGUCCAAGGAGGUGCCAAGGAGGAAGUCGCUGGUUGGGACGCCAUACUGGAUGGCACCAGAGGUGAUAUCACGCAUGCCCUAUGGCACCGAGGUGGACAUCUGGUCGCUGGGCAUCAUGGUGAUAGAAAUGAUCGACGGCGAACCUCCCUACUUCAAUGAGCCACCGCUGCAGGCCAUGCGUCGGAUCCGGGAUAACUUACCGCCCCGCGUGAAGGACAUGCACAAGGUCUCCUCUGUCCUCCGGGGCUUCUUGGACUUGAUGCUGGUGCGGGAACCCUCGCAGAGAGCCACGGCACAGGAACUGUUGAGACACCCAUUCCUUAAGCUGGCCGGGGCCCCUUCCUGCAUCGUGCCCCUCAUGAGGCAGCACCGGCACCGCUGAAUGCGGCAACUUCUCAGGAGGAGGUUGGUGCAGGGGCCAGGUAACGGCUGGGCAGGGAUCCCUGCGGUUGUGUGGGAACCACGGGGAGGGGUGAGCGAAACCUUGUGUAAGAAAACCCGCCCCAUGGAAAUAACGUGGUGUAUAAAAACCAAAGGGGUGCUCCGUGGGGUUGCAAAGGACCCAGGGGGUAAUCCACGUAGGGGGCCACGUACUGUGGCUGUGCCAUGCUCUCAUCUUGGCCAUCCAGGCAGAAGGCGCCACAUGCAAACCAGGGGGGAAAGAUAAUGAAUAGAGGAUAGCACAACCGGAGCGAAACACCAGGAUUUCUAACGUAAUGGCUACGGCACUUCUACUUCAGAAAAACACUUUUCUGACACAAAAAAAGCACUUUUUUAAUCUCAGUCAUAGCAGCGUAAUGUAUUUUGAAAUGAAUUUGUAAUUUUCUGUACAGUACUUUUGAUAAUUUGCAGUACUUUGUCAUGUAACCAUUGUGCUAGUUGAAGUACUAUGUGUAACUUAGCAAGAAUUUGAGAAGUUAAAAAUGUUUCCUACUUUUUUUAACCCUUUUGAGUAUGGAAAAAAAGCCCUUUAGGAAGUUAGAGAACUUGGCAGAAUUUCCCUUGGGGUGUGGCGAGUGCUUUGUCCCGCUGUCACAGCGGCCUGAAGAUCAGUGGGUGCCAACACCGAGAACACCAUCAUGGCAGUUGCUUUGAGUGCUUGCCCUCUGGGGGCUGCUGGCCUCGUGGCAGCAAUCCAAGCUUCUGCCAUCUGCUGGAAGGCACUGGGGCCCUCAGUUCCCCCUUUCUCCAGCGAUGGGAACUAACACAGAUGUGUGGUUGCUCAAGGGUCAUGCGGCAACCUGACAGUCCCUUCACAUCCCGCUGCUGCAAAGUCAGGGUGGUUUUGUUAUUGCAGAAAUACCCAUCCUUUAUGUCAUGCUCUGGAAGUUGAUGGAGGCAUUCUCCAGAUUUGGAGGAGACCGUUGUGAUACGUUAUGUUUGCCAUAUAGAAGUCGUGCUGCUGUCUAGACCUUCUUGAAUGUUGAUACAACAGUUGACUACUACGGAACAUUUUUGUGUUACUUGUUGGAUGAACUUGCAUGUUAACUGUAGGCCUAUAGCUUUGCCUUUAAAAUUUUUAGAAGUGCUUCAUAAUGAAUGAUUUCAAUGAUAAAUUAAAUUUUAUUUAUUAAUGAUUAGUUUUUAAUUAUGUAUAGUAUGAAAGCCAUGUUUUUCCAGUUAUUUUUUUCUUACUGACCUCAUUUUAUGAUAUGAAAAGCCAAUUUUGUGACAACAGGAUUAGCUUAUUUCUUACUAUAAAAUUUCAUAGUGAAUAUAUUGUUAUUUAUCAUAGCAAAUUAUAACCAAACACCUAAACCUGGCAGGAGCUGUUUCUUGAAGAUCUUCCUCCCACUCAAAAGAUUUGCCCACAGGACAGCAGCUUUUUUAGUACCGCCCUUAAAAGUUAAGUAACAGUUGAAGAGGGGGUAGCAAUUAAAAGAAGCAAACAAACAGAGAAGGGGAGAGAAAUAUGAACUUGAACAUUGAAUAAAUGUUCUUCCGUGUAUAUGUCUCACCCCCCUCUGCUUUCUCUUCUUAACCCUGUUUGCACAUUUCAAGGAAGUGUGUUUAGCUGAGCCUCUCUGCCCUGCCACAAACACACGCUGCUGGUACCCACCUGCAGAAACCCAGCUGAGAGAACAGGGGCAUCUGGGGAGUUUUUAAGUGUUUGUAUUUUGUAGUCUUGGCAACUCAGGAAAAAAAAGGCUGCACUGCUACAGGCAAUGGCGUACAGGUGAAACUGUAAUACCAGACAAAGUCAAUUUUUUUUAAACCAUCUUUGAAUAAAAAUGGGGUUGGUGGGUUUUCCUCUUUAAUAUUCAGCACACUUUAGACUGUUCAAGUGGAGAAUUUUCCGCGACUUUCUUAUCAUUAGAUACUUCAGACAGUGUUCUUUGAGUUUACUGAAAGCUGAAAGUUUUGUCGGUUUCAAAGGUUGUUUUUUUUUUUUUGUGACCACCAGCUGCUGGUGAGACGAUGCACAUGCAAGUUAAAUAAAUUAAUACAUAAUUUUA
Messenger RNA from Gallus gallus (chicken), 21231 nucleotides. It is a transcript of the gene PAK5, whose product is annotated as p21 (RAC1) activated kinase 5. Gene Ontology annotation, biological process: intracellular signal transduction; regulation of MAPK cascade; cytoskeleton organization. Gene Ontology annotation, cellular component: cytoplasm. Gene Ontology annotation, molecular function: protein serine/threonine kinase activity; ATP binding. The record is from RefSeq and is a predicted model, not a curated record. Lineage: Eukaryota; Metazoa; Chordata; Aves; Galliformes; Phasianidae. The transcript is spliced from 11 exons. The coding region runs from base 16845 to 19157 and encodes 770 amino acids.